ACCGGGAGAGCAUUGACGACUGGCGUAGACUUUGGCGACGACUUGAUACCACACAAAAAUGCAUGCAUGUAAUGUAAUAAUGGUCGCAGAUUUUUGCAAUAAUCACUGAUAAGGACGCUUUUCGUGUUAUUUUAACUUAUUGGUUGAACACUGAGAAGCGAUGGAGUUGAAUUUGGACUAUGGCACCUAAAGUGGGGUUGGAAUACUAGUUAUAAGUUAUAAGUGUGUAGCAUUGGAUUUCAAAAGUCAUAGGAACAAGUGGAUGUUGUAUUAGAUAUGAGAAGUGAUGAGAUUGUGUUGUUGUUGUUGUUCUCAUUUCUUGUAUGUUGUUCCGGUGGAGAUACUUUGAAGGCUGGCGAGAAUAUAACUGAUGAGGAGGGGAACCCGAAUCUUGUUUCAGAGAACCUCACAUUUGAGCUUGGCUUUUUUCCUUUAAGUGAGAAAAGAUACUUGGGGAUAUGGUAUCAUAUGAAACCACGAACAGUGGUAUGGGUUGCGAAUAGAGAGAAGGGUGUUUUAGAUUCCAGCGGAGUUUUUGAAAUCGCAGAGGAUGGAAAUCUGGUGGUGGAAGGCAAAGGUGCAUCAGGGAGGAGUAAUUAUUGGUCCUCUCAACUUGAAGCCUCCUCGUCCACAAACAGAACAGUGAGGCUCCUAGAUUCAGGGAACCUCGUACUCAUGGACCACGAUAGAAAGUUGUUGUGGCAGAGCUUCCUGAACCCAACAGACACCUUUCUCCCUGGCAUGAAAAUGGAAGCUAAUUUAACGUUGACUUCAUGGAGAGACGCCACUGACCCAGCACCUGGGGACUUCACCUUUAAGCUCUCUCGUGCUCAAAACUUCCAAGUGGAAAGGAAAUCUCAACUUUACUGGGCAUUUGAUCGACUCGACACAGAAACGGUUCCCCCAAUGAUCUUUCUGUUGUUAGACAACGGCACGAUGGGUACUAGUACUAAUACUUCAUCGUACAAUAAUAGAUCAGGGAAAGUGAUGAAUGGAUCGCAAUCUUACGACUACAAGAGAUCAAGGCUAUUAAUGAAUUAUUCUAGCGGGGAGAUAGAGUUUCUGAAGUGGAAUGAGACAUUGUUUGGAUGGGAUAAGCUCUGGUGGGGGCCAGCUGACAAGUGCGACAAACAUAACUAUUGCGGGAGCUUUGGAAUCUGUAACAAAAAUAAUGUGGUUCGCUGCAAAUGUUUGCCAGGGUUCCGUCCGAAGCAUAAUGAGAAGGAGGAAGAAUUCCAGCUACAAGGGUGUGUCAGAAAAUCAACGACGUCGUGUAUUGACAAGGAUGUCAUGUUCCUGAAUUUUGGCUGGAUAAAUGUGGACAGCGAGCCUGAUCAGCAAUUUAAUACACAAACAGAAGCAGAAUGCCAAUCUUUAUGCCAUGAUAAUAGCAAGUGUCCCAGGUCUCAGUGCCAGGCAUAUUCAUUUUCUAGGUCUAUAUAUGAUCGCGGUUCUUCCUCUACAUGCAAGAUCUGGACACGAGAUUUACCUACUCUUCUCGAGGACUACGAUCGUGGUCUUGAUCUUUCUGUCCUCGUUAAUAGAUCAGAUAUAGAACUCACUGCAAGAUCGUGUAAACCUUGCGGCACAAAUGUGAUUCCUUAUCCGCUAAGCACAGGGCCAGACUGUGGUAACCCCAUGUACAACAGGUUUAAUUGCAGCAACUCCACAGGCCAAGUUAGAUUUAUGAUACCCGACGGAGACUCAUACCCAGUUAAUACGAUCGAUGAAGAUACCAGAGUGUUUUACAUUCAAACUCCUGGUUCAUAUUCCUGUAGUUCCGGAAAUCAAACUGCCACACCUGAUUAUCCAUUUUAUGAAUAUGCUUGCUUUGAAGAUGUUGGAAUAGUUAAAAUGAGUUGGCUACCAGCACCAGAACCUCCCUGCACUAAGCCUAUAGACUGCAAGUAUUGGCCCCAUUCGACAUGCACACCAUCAAGUCAAGGAGGAACCAGAUGCCUUUGUGAUCCAACCUUUAAGUGGAAUAACUCAACCAUCAAGUGCACCCAAGAAGCGCCAUCAAACCAUUCAACCAUCAGACUGCUAUUGAUAUUAACUCUUGGUGGCACGGCUAUUCUGGCAUGCAUAAUUGCAUUUGCCAUUGUGCGAAGAAUGAGAAAAAACCAUACGCUAGAUCGGGCAAACACCCGAAUUCAGGAGAGCUUGUAUGAGAGUGAAAGACAUGUGAAAGGUUUGAUUGGGUUAGGAAGUUUAGAAGAAAAAGGCAUUGAAGGCAUUGAAGUACCCUGUUAUACUUUUGCAAGCAUUCUAGCAGCUACAGAUAAUUUCUCAGAUUCUAACAAGCUUGGGAGAGGAGGUUAUGGACCUGUCUAUAAGGGAAGGUUUCCUGGAGGUCAAUAUAUAGCUGUAAAGAGGCUUUCAAGUGUUUCUACUCAAGGCUUACAGGAAUUCAAGAAUGAGGUUAUUUUGAUUGCAAAACUUCAACAUCGGAACCUCGUUAGACUUAGGGGCUAUUGCAUAAAAGGAUAUGAAAAAAUCUUACUUUAUGAAUACAUGUCCAACAAGAGCUUGGACUCAUUUAUAUUUGACCGGACACGAACCUUACUCUUGGAUUGGCCAAUGCGGUUUGAGAUAAUUAUAGGCAUUGCGCGAGGCAUGCUCUAUCUUCACCAAGAUUCCAGGUUGAGAGUGAUUCAUAGAGACCUGAAAACCAGCAACAUUCUUCUAGAUGAGGAGAUGAAUCCAAAGAUAUCAGACUUUGGCCUUGCUAAAAUAUUUGGGGGGAAAGAAACUGAAGCAAGUACAGAGAGAGUUGUGGGAACCUACGGAUAUAUGGCUCCGGAGUAUGCUUUGGAUGGACUUUUUUCAAUCAAAUCCGAUGUUUUCAGCUUUGGAGUAGUCUUACUUGAGAUUAUUAGUGGAAAAAAGAACACGGGAUUCUAUCAGUCCAAACAAAUUUCUAGCCUUUUGGGUUAUACAUGGAAGUUAUGGACAGAAAAUAAGCUACUGGAUUUAAUGGAGCCAUCGUUUGCUGAAAGUUGCAACGAAAAUCAAUUCAUUAAGUGUGCGCUUAUUGGACUCUUGUGCAUACAAGAUGAACCAGGUGAUCGACCCACUAUGUCAAAUGUUUUGACAAUGCUUGAUAGCGAGACUGCAUCCAUGCCACUUCCCACGCAGCCAACUUUUUUUGUGAACAAACAUCUUUCUAGCUCAGCUUCUUCUUCUAGCAAACCAGAGACAAGCCUGCAAUUUGAUACCAGUUACCAAGACGGUCGAUAGGGCUUCAUUGGAGGAGGCUAUAGUUAAAAUAUAUAUAAUAUAUAUUUAAUGACAGUUUAAUUGUUUACAAAAUAAUUUAGAUAUUAUUUUGCAUUACUUGUGAGUAUUGUUUUUAAUAUUUCUUUUUGAUCUAACUUAGUUUCUUUUUAAUUGGAAUGUGAUUCAGUACGGGUAUAAAUUAAAGUUAAUGUUUUAUGUUAUGUAACAUUAUAUGAUAUCAAAUGAACUCAAUAUUAAUUUUA
Cajanus cajan (pigeon pea) is the source of this 3482-nucleotide messenger RNA. Its product is annotated as G-type lectin S-receptor-like serine/threonine-protein kinase At4g03230. Lineage: Eukaryota; Viridiplantae; Streptophyta; Magnoliopsida; Fabales; Fabaceae. Gene Ontology annotation, molecular function: ATP binding; protein serine/threonine kinase activity. The record is from RefSeq and is a predicted model, not a curated record. Gene Ontology annotation, cellular component: plasma membrane. Gene Ontology annotation, biological process: recognition of pollen; protein phosphorylation.